Colletotrichum navitas is the source of this 765-nucleotide messenger RNA. RefSeq lists its product as uncharacterized. The transcript has 2 exons. The record is from RefSeq and is a predicted model, not a curated record. Bases 1 to 765 code for a protein of 254 amino acids. Lineage: Eukaryota; Fungi; Ascomycota; Sordariomycetes; Glomerellales; Glomerellaceae.
AUGUCUCGUGCUGCCGACCUUCAAGGAUCGCCCCCCAAGCAGGAAUCCUCGCAUCAGGAGGGAAGGAAGAUUUCCAAGAAUGAAAAGAGGCGUAUUCGGAGGAAACUCAAGAUGGACGCCAAGCCCGAGAUGAUCAAGCAAGAGCACCCCGAGAUCGUCAAACAAGAACAGCCCAUCGUCAAGCAAGAGCAGGUCGAGUGCUCGGCAGGCGCCAACGCCGCUAUUGACUACGACUUUGAGAGCGAGUGGGAGGGCUUCCCUGACCCGCCCGCUCCGGCUACGAACCUAAGUGCCGUCGUCUCGCAGUCCAGCGUAGGCAGCGGCGUCGUUGUCGACAAACCGGGGAUCGAGGGCAAAUUGGGCGUCGGUGCGUUGCAGGAGAGCAUCGCGAACCAGUUCCCGGGCGAGCCCCGCCCGGCUACCCACGUCCUCCUGGAUCUCCUCGACGGUCCUGUGCUUCGCGGUCUUGCGACCCCCUCCCAGCCGGGCAACCACACCGUCCACCAGCUCGCCCUCGCGACGCGCCUCUGGUUCGACAAUUACAGGGGCAAGCAGGUCCGCUUGGGCGUCGUGCGCAAGAACAAGGACCCCAUUAUCGACAUGUCCGGCGGCCACCGAUACGGUAUCCUCUGGAUCCGAGCCAUCGGCGGAAACCCAUCCCAGCCGGAACAGAAACCCACCAAGUUUCUGGGAAUACAAGUUGUCACUGCGGAUAUCCGCCAGUACGAGAAGGAGUACGCAAAGAAGAACGGCGGCAGCCACUGA